AUGGUGGACGUUUCAAUGGCAUCAACACCCACAAUGCCAGGCGUGAUCAGAGCCAGAUGUCCAAAGCUGGUGGAUGACCUAGAGUCUUUGCCAUGGAAAAGCUUGCUGGUGGUUAUGGAGAAGAUGGAAGGGAUGAACCAACACAUUGAUGUGACUAUAUUGGUGAUUGAAAGACUAAAAGAUGGAACUGUUCGUCCUUGA
This is a messenger RNA of Linum trigynum, 201 nucleotides long. The record is from the annotation of a GenBank genome assembly. NCBI's taxonomy places the organism in Eukaryota, Viridiplantae, Streptophyta, Magnoliopsida, Malpighiales, Linaceae.